AUGAAAAUACCACUCAUCUUAUUAUGUUUACAAAUCUCCUUCUCUAAAGCUAGACCUACAGAUACCUCAGAAUAUCUCAAGGUUUCUGAAAAAUUACUACGUGAACAAAAUCUUGGCUUUUCGGAAGACUCUUGGGAUUGGGACCUUGUAACACAAGAAAAAAACAAAUUGUCUGACAUUGAUUCAGAUUCAAAUGACUCAGAUACCAGUCAUCAUGGUGGAGAUAGGAUGUUCUUGGGUGCAAUGGGAUUGGAAGCACUUGUGAAAAAAGAUCAACCAGAUUUGAACCACAUUGAAGACAGUGAUAUCACAGAACAGGGUAAGGAGACACCAGAAAAAAUCAUAGCACCCAAAGGAAAAGACAAACUCUGGAAUUCAUGGAAUGUGUUACAUGAGAGUACUGAUCAAACUUUCAAAUGGUCUGACCCAUUUGAGUUUUGUAGUGCAUGA
Melampsora larici-populina 98AG31 is the source of this 450-nucleotide messenger RNA. RefSeq lists its product as uncharacterized. The transcript is spliced from 4 exons. The record is from RefSeq and is a predicted model, not a curated record. Bases 1 to 450 code for a protein of 149 amino acids. NCBI's taxonomy places the organism in Eukaryota, Fungi, Basidiomycota, Pucciniomycetes, Pucciniales, Melampsoraceae.